ACACCCACAUUCACCUCGCUGUAUCACCCUUAUGUGGUUGUGUUAGGUGCUGUGGGACAGCCAGAAUGGGCUGAGUUCUUUCCUGACUGUGGUGGUUCUAGUCAGUCACCCAUAAAUGUGGACACAUUGCAAACACUGUAUGAUCCAACACUAAUCCCCGUGCAGCCCCUGGGAUACAACCAUUAUGGGAAGAGGCCAUUCACCCUCUACAAUAAUGGCCAUACAGUGCAGAUGACAUUGCCACAUUGGAUGAACGUGGUUGGGUUGCCAUGGCAUUAUAGUGCUGUACAGCUACACCUGCACUGGGGUAGUGAAGUGGGAGUGGCUACAGGAAGUGAACACACCAUUAAUGGACAGAGCACUGCAGCAGAGGUGUGUGCUUGUGUUGUGGCAUGCAUAAUGCAAUGUUUUUAGUCAUUUUUGCAGAUUUGUGUGAACAGGGAUAAUUUUGACAAUAUUAUUGUCUGUAUGUGAAACUUUUCGAAAAAGCAAAUGAAAUCACAUUUUUGUAUAGUACAAUCAUUAUUGUAUAAACUUACCCUGAGAAGCACUGCUUUAAGGCCCAGAGAUGAAGUCAGGAGCCGAUUCCAAUGUUUCAAAUGGAGACCUAGUGAGCUCUUCCAAGACAGGAUAGGUCCCAGUAAGGAACAGAAAUGGAACAGAAAGGUCUCAACAGUCUCGCACCACGCAUAACAUGUAAGACAAGAAUGCCUCCCCAGAGAAACACUUUCAACUAGAAUGUGCUCAGCAGCAAUUGCUGUCAAUAAAAAAGUCAACAGGGCAAUGCCUGCAGAAAAACACUCCUGAGGGAACUCCAGCACUGAACCAAGAGUACAGUGGGUCUAAUUUGCAAGUCUAGCACCAGAACUCAUAUAGCUUCUAUUUGAGAGCAUAUAACCUCCCAUUGGAGGGUAGUACAAUCAACACAAUCCAAGAUGGGUAUAGACCCCAUCCUUUUUUGGCACCUGUAAGUGCCGGCUGUAAAAGCCAGACUCUUUUUGAGAAGGAGACAGAUUUUUUAUGGCUAUUCUCUUAAAGGUAAAAUAAUUUAUUUAGCCCAAAACGGUAGCAU
Messenger RNA from Sinocyclocheilus anshuiensis, 1072 nucleotides. RefSeq names its product carbonic anhydrase 14-like. Gene Ontology annotation, molecular function: zinc ion binding; carbonate dehydratase activity. The annotation marks the transcript as partial. The transcript is spliced from 2 exons. Lineage: Eukaryota; Metazoa; Chordata; Actinopteri; Cypriniformes; Cyprinidae. Gene Ontology annotation, cellular component: plasma membrane. The record is from RefSeq and is a predicted model, not a curated record.